AUGACCUGCGCAUAUGAUAACAGUUUGUCGUUCACGGCGCGUUCUCGACACUCACUGGACCCCUUUGGAUCGAGUGCGAACUGUUUUCCCAGUUGUUCAUUAAAACCGCUCCUAAAAAUCUCAAAAUCCACAGAAAAAAACACUCGCGUUUUUUCCACUUGGACAAUGCCCGCGAAUAAGGGUCUAAUCAUUGCGUCGACGGCGAAAGAGAAACCGGUAAACGGUGGUGGUUUCGGUGCGUCCGGUAACAAGAAGAAGAAACAGCGUGUCAGCGUUAAAAGUAAAAAACAUUGCAGGCAGUACUUGCUCCAUUCAGAGUACAGGAGCACCUACACAUGGCACGAGUACACAGGACCCCAUCAAGAGCACACGGUUGUACGGCGAGCGCCCCAGGCCCAGCCGACUUCCACGAAGCAACCGAGCGCGAAGCUACAAUCGACCAAGUCAACCGAGGAUGAGAACACCGAAGGGCCAACGCUGGAGCCACCAUUACCGAGGAGGAAGAAGAAUCCAGAGUUGGCUUACAGACAUCAUGAGUUCAUCACUGCCGCCGAUGGAGGCGGCAUUGAUGCGGUUGAUACCAAUGUUGUCGCUGAUAAAGUUCGAGAAGUGACGGGCAGUUCAGCUCUACCGCCGAGUCAGCUGAGCAAAGCGAUUUCACGGAUAAGCACCGAGUAUCGAUUGCAGUUUGCCUGGCCAAGGCGAGCCCAGCUGACAAAUGGUGAGACUGUGGCGCCAAUACCAGCUGCUGGCGGUGCUGGUGGUCCACCAGGUGGGCCACGUAAAUCCAUGAGCAUGGGUACUCUUAAACAGGGUAUUGCACCAACUGAACCAGCGCCUGUUCACAUGAGAAAGAGACCAGGCGAUGUGGAUCACAAGCGUGACGGAAUCCAGGCAUCUGAACUCGAGCCACUAUUCGGUAACAAUGCUGAUCACAUUGAUGGUGUAAUGCCUGAUGUCGACGAGAAAGACGAGGAUUUGACUGAUUUCAAGAUAUCCUUCAGGGAAAGAAUGUCAGCGGGUAAGGGAGUGAAGAUUGUAGAUGAUCGUGUAACGAAAAAAAUCGAUAAAGCUCCGUCGACUGUGAAAAAUACGUUUCCAACGUCCGAGAUUGUCGAGCUCAGACGUCUUGCUGAUGAGUAUAAGCAUCGUGACUGGGGUGGCGGUUUGGCGUCAGAGGAAGUCUCAUCAAUCUGGAAACACGUCUCCAAUAAUCACGCCCUCAGCGCUCUGUCACUUGCCAGAUCAGUGACGAAGGAGGAGAAGGAGAAGGAAAACACCAGAAAAGUUGCACCAAUUACAAAUGCGAUGCCACCAGCUGGUAGACCCUCCUCCGUUCAGGCCAGACCUAUUUCCGGAAUUCUUCAAGAAGCGGAUAAUGAGAGAGCUAUGGCUCGCGCAAGAAAGGAUUUCUUGAUCCGCCAUCAUCUGGACCGUACUACAGGUGUUGGUGACGGUGCACUGUUACCUUCUCCAACAAGAGAGAAGCUUGAGCCAGUGUUACCCCGUCGUCGUGACGAGGCUAAGGACGAGAUUCAGCCGAGAACAAAAUCGAGCCCCAAGAAUAGCCCGAGGACUGGACGCUCACAGAGCCUUGGUCCCCUCAGUAGGUCACCAAAACGUCAAACCCCCCGAGCACCAUCAGUCAGCAAAGAUGCCAAGGAGAAAGAGAAGGAGCAUAAAGACAAAGAGGGGAAGGACAAAAGUGGAGAGCCAGAGAGGCAUCCCCGUCCGACGGGUGUUUCAGCGGUGGGCGGGCGAGUUCGUUGGAGCAUAAGAGAAUCCUCGCAAUCCCCGGUGAAAUCGUCGUCGACGAGCGAGCCGCCCAUACCGCCUUUACCACCACCACCUUCUGGCCCUGGGCCCACGCAACUCCACAAGAAACCCUCGCCAAGGUCACACCGGAAAUCCUUCCUCGCGACCACCGCUUCCCCCCAUCGUCCUCUUCAUCAUCACGCGAAACCUACUUCUGCUAAUGUUACGAAAGUCCCCGGUAAGAAUACGACACAACACAGUGUCGAUGUCCAUACAACAGUGUCCAGCUCAGUAUCAUCAGGCAAUGAGGCAGCACCCUCGGGCUCGAGAUCACAGCGUAUACUAAAAUUAAACAAUGAGAAUAAUCGAGCCCGAGGUAGUGCCAGGGCCCAGGUAACAACUGUUAUCGACCCAUCCAAAUCAUCCUCCGACAAUCGAUACCAAUCGUACCGAGCUAAUGCAGCCCUGCAAGCUAUGACAGCAGAACCGCAGGUAAACGGCAACUCAACCGGGGGCGAUUCGAGCGUCGCGUCAACUCCACCGUCACAGAGUGCCACCGCACCAGUAGCGACUGCAGUAGUGACAAGCUGCCCUUGGUUCGACGACGAGCCAGUGGUAAAGAGUCCCCCAGAGCCAACACGAGUAAAGUCCCCAGAACAAAUGAUAAUGCGAUCACCGGAGCCUGUAAAUUGGACAGUGCCGCUGGACACCGGGAAGACUUUCACGGUGACCCAAAACGUGAGGGAAGGGGAACUUCUGACGCGACCCCACAGCGAAGCGAAGACUUGGGCGGCAGGGUCGACAGUGAUAUCAACACCCCAGUCAGCGCCCCCGGAACUAGCUCAGCACAAAUCUCAUCAUCAAUCCCAGCACUCAGGAUACAAGUCACCGGAGAGCGAGAGCGUCUCCCUGGGGAGUUAUACCGGACUCAACGGCCACAAGGAUCUCGACUCGGAGAGGGACAGUCCACUACCGAACAAUCUACAGGGUACAUCCACAGCAUCCCAAAGUGAUAAGGGAUCAGUAGCACCAGAAACAAAGGAAAAGCUGCCUGAGGAGCCUUCGAUAAAACCCGUGGCCGGGACAAACCUCCGUUGCCUAGAGGAUCCAGUCUUCGAGUUCGAUCGAGGCCAAAAAUCCGAAGAUCCUCUACCCUCAACAACAACAGCCCCAGUGACGCAAUCAGGCUAUCGUGUUCUAGAAGCAGAAGACCCAGUAGUGCCUCCAGGUGGUACAGGCGGCACUUCCAGUGCUGGCUAUCACGUACUGGAGGCACCAGCCCUUAGUCCAGGCGCUCAACAACGAUCAGUCACCAGUGAUGUACUGGAAAUCGCUCGCAAUCGCUUUGACAAAUUCUGGGGCAAGGGAGGAUCCGAGAAUCAGGCUUAAAAAAAACGAGAGCAUAAGAAAAAUCGUAAAACAAAGUCGCAUCAUAGACUAGACCGCUGACGGAAGAUUGAGGGUGUGAAUGAAUUAUUUAAAUCGAUGAAUUUGAAUAAUUGGAGCUGAUGAGUUCACGUGAUCGUCGUCCAAUGCUCCUUUGGGCCUUCUAGAACAAUUCAUUUUAAAUACAAUGAGUAAUAUCUCAUAAUCAUUUAUUAAUCAUCAAUGGCCAAUAUGAACAAUUUGCUGAAUGGCUUUACGUGCUAAUACGUGUUAACUCAAAAUAGAUUUUGGGAGGCUUCAUGCAUUUUUGUACGUUAUAGAAUUAACCACGUAAAUCAAAACACAAGAGAACAUAACGAAAUCGAAUGAUCCAGAGAGUAAAUAAUUGGAAAAGGUGCUUUCUAAUUUCCGCAAACACGUGGUGGAUAUUUUGUUAAUUGAAAUUCACCUUUGUCACGAGCGUCGAUCGAUGGGACUAAUUCGGGGGGAGUUUUUGUUGAUAACUAUAUGCAUUGAGUGCGUCGUACGGACGAGUGAUCACGGUUUGAUUGGCUCCAGAUGCGGAGUGGACAGGUUGACCAUGAUUUAUUCAAUAAAUAAUAGAUAGCGUUGCACUCCGAUAAAGAGAGAAAAAUGCUAUGAAAUAAUUAUCAGUCGUAUGAAGAGCAAAUGGGAGGGGUGGAUUAGAGAGAUUUAUCGAACGCUGUUUUACAUUCCGUCUCACAAUGUUUUUUGCUGUAUUUAGGUUUGAUUUUUUAUUGAAUAUGGUACUCACUUUUUGAGGAUAUACUGUCCCUCAACAGACACAAGGCGCUACCUGAUUUACCUGCAUGAUUUUAUCUCCGAUUUAUUGAUUUUAUGAGUAACUAUUAACGUUCGAAAAGAAAGUUCGAUGGAGACAAGAGUAAAUGAUGGAUGUGGGAGGAGUAAGAAGGAGAAAAGUAACAGAAUGGAGACAGAGAGCAUGGUGAAUCCAUGUGGAGAAAUCCCUUGAGGUCAAACGACGAAAUGAAAAAAAUAAAGCGUUCGGGUGAUUCCUAUAGUUACGUCUUGUAGUUUAGGAGCUGAAGACAAUGCUGGAGUUUUUUUACUAGUCAAUGCCGAGACUGUUUUCUCAAGGGAAUGAAGAAACAAAGGAGAAUAAACACUGAGUUCAAUCGAAAGUGGCAGAGGUAAUUGAUAAAUAUUGAGGAUCGAAGAGUGGAAAGUUUCAUACUCGAUAAGAAUGAAGAGCUUUUUUUUCUCACGCGCGUUAAGAUAUACCAGUACACCACACUCCAUCCAGAUUCCACGUCCAAAAGUCCAUAAAAAUGAUUAAACAAAUUCAAAUCCAACCAACAGUAGUGAUGUGAAAAUAAUUAAAAAUACAUAAGACAGGAGAACAAUUGAAAACAUAAAAAUAUAAUUGACUGAUGGAAUUCGGUGAACGUAGGAUGCAAGGAGAUUAGGGAGUGAUUUAAUGAAUUAGGAGAAGUAUCUUAAGGAACAUUGUCCUGACGAGAUUGCUUGAGGACGUUCUGCACCCUUGAGCUUUCUUCAUUUUUUAAGGAAGAACAGGUAAAAUCAUUUAGAUCUGUUGUUGAUGUCCUGCAUCAAUUACUGUAUCAAGAUAGCGCGUAGCUUCGAGAAACUAAUCGAGUGCGACAUGAUCAUCACUAGUUAUUUGAUUUAACUCUUCAUUGAUAAUGUAUGAGGGGAAAUUAACAAUUACAUUUUCGAGUUUAUGUCAAUAUUUUGAAUACCUCAAGCAUGAAUGGGCGAUGGAAUUCUCCCAGGUGUAAUGAUAAACCCCUGAAAUUCCACUGUAUUCCCGACAUAUUCAUCAGAAUGACAAAACUCCAAAGAAUGCAAACUCCUCGGUUCACUCCAUUCAAAACAAUUCAUGCGAAAAAACAUACCACUCAUCACAAUUCCCUCACUAAAUAAAAAAAAAUAAUAAUUGAAGACUCCGUUCGAAUGCACCUCGCGAGCUCACACUGCCCGUCCGAAUUUUCUAGGCACCGAUUGUCCUGUGAUCCUGUGACAAAAAAAAAUUGUAAGGAACAUUGAAACAAUUCCUCUGAGUUUAUUAUCAAUCAACUGCCCUGAGUAUUUCUGAGACCAUUGUCAACAUCGGGCUAGUUUUAUUUAUCAUUAAAAUUUAAUUAUCGUUUGUGAGUGAUUUGAUCUAUAGUGAUUUAUAGAUAUCGAAAGAAAACGAAAAUGGAGCUGAUUACUCUGCGUGCUGGACACGUAGAUAUUUUCCAUGAGAAUGAGAUUGAAUCACCCGCCAGAUCCGUCGUUUUAUCUAAAAACCAUUAUUUCCCCUGAGAGUGACAAUCCCAUUUUGAUUUUUAGUCAAUUGGUAUUACGUGUAGUUUUUACGCAAUCGAUCGAGGUGCAAGAACAAAGCCAGAGAGAAGUAAAUACCCAAAGUUUAACAUUCAAAAAUAAUUGUAAACAAUUUUUUUCUUAAUGAUGAUGGUGAAAAUGACAAGCCCAAGAGCGACAAAAAACCAUUAAAUAAGGCAAACCCGGGAUUUCUUUCUGCGUCCCUCCCCGCCUUAGUCUGUAAACGCCUAUUAUACAUAGAUAGAACGUAUUAUAAUACGACAAUUAUAUACAAUUAAAUAAUUCAAAUGAACAUGGCAGAUAGAUUAUGCAAUGGAUUAAUAGACGAGAGUGAUUGAUACCGGCCGAACUGUUUUGCGAAAAUACGAGAAUAAUUGAUGCGCACUUAUAUGAUCAAAUGAUGUAUUGUUGAUUUUGAUGUUUAUACGAGUAUUUAAGAGUUUAAGGGCACGAGGUACAACGAAUUUGUCACGAUUGAGUGUAUCAUUUUAUUCUGAUUAUUAUGGAGAAUAAGGAAAUGAUAGUAAUAGUAAAUUUACGUCAAUUUUUUAAUGUAUGGAUUUCCAGUUAAUUUUCUACUUACAACGUUCUAUCAUAAUUUAUGAUAGUCCAUUUGAUUUUUAUAAAUUUCAGUCGCUUCCGUCUUCAGUGAAAAAUAUGAAACGCUUCACGAUUUUGCGUAUUCAAUUUAAUGAACGCCAUUUAAUAUUUUUUCCGAAUAUUUUCACCAAGUGUAUAUAAUAUUGUUCAUAAAAAAAUUAUUAUAUCAAAUGUGAUGAAAUGAGAAACUUUUUUAACAAAUAGAGGCCUCUCUCGUGUGUACACGACUUUGUUUGGUGCAGGGUAAUUAAAUAAUCAUGUGAUGGGAUUUUUAUGAAAAAAAAAAGAAAGAAGAACCUAAUCGUUUCUCAUAUUUUGCAAAACAGUCAACGGAAUGGGCAUGGAUAAAUAAAAGAAGAAACAAAAUAACAAAAUGAAAAAAUAUAUAAUCAACAUGACUGAAUCUAUCAUUUCACGUUAAUUACGUUUGAUACGAUAUUUCACGUUAUCGUUGAUAAUAUGAAUGAGUCGUUGGGGUCGAGAAACAUUGAUAUAUUAUAUAAGCACAUUUAAGCGAAGAAAAAUAAAAUCGUUGUCGUAAUUAUUUUGCAAUUAAUUCGGAGUGCAGUGGAUAAAGUGUUAACAAAUGCUUCAAAGAUACGUAUAGACGUAAAGUGAACUAAAAAUAAUAAUAAUACUAAUAAUAAUAAUAAUACCAGAGACAUGAAA
Diachasma alloeum is the source of this 6741-nucleotide messenger RNA. RefSeq lists its product as uncharacterized. Gene Ontology annotation, molecular function: microtubule binding. The record is from RefSeq and is a predicted model, not a curated record. Bases 1 to 3144 code for a protein of 1047 amino acids. Lineage: Eukaryota; Metazoa; Arthropoda; Insecta; Hymenoptera; Braconidae. The transcript is spliced from 17 exons. Gene Ontology annotation, biological process: negative regulation of centriole replication.